This is a messenger RNA of Ceratina calcarata, 2588 nucleotides long. Its product is annotated as zinc finger protein 629. NCBI's taxonomy places the organism in Eukaryota, Metazoa, Arthropoda, Insecta, Hymenoptera, Apidae. The transcript has 2 exons. The record is from RefSeq and is a predicted model, not a curated record. Gene Ontology annotation, molecular function: DNA-binding transcription factor activity, RNA polymerase II-specific; RNA polymerase II cis-regulatory region sequence-specific DNA binding. Gene Ontology annotation, biological process: regulation of transcription by RNA polymerase II. Bases 1289 to 2335 code for a protein of 348 amino acids.
GUGGCUACACUUCGUUCAGAUGAAAAGGGUUCGCGGAUGGUAUGAUUUACUCAAUAUCCGGGCAACUAAAUUGUAAACGUCCCAAAAGUUAUUCCCAAGAAACGUUGCUUACAUUGAGAAUAAUUGUAGCAGCAACAUGACGUAUUUUACUAGCUAUUGUAUUGGUACCUGCAGGUAGCUAUAAAUUUCAUUAACUGGAUUAAAAUAUUUAGUAUAUGCUCGGAAAAGGAGCAAUGAUCUCGCGACACGAAAGGUGGACCUAUCGACGGUCCCAAGGUUGAUUUCACGGUAGCGUUCUCGACGGAAGGGUACAAAGAAGUUACGAGAGGAAAAUACAUAAGUGGCAAUGGAGGACGAAGGACCGAACGGACUCGCGAGGGGUAGCUAUGGCUCGAGCGUUACGAUAAAUCAACGAUACGCGCUCCACCCUCGUGACUUCUGCAGAACGUGUCCCAUGGAGUCAUAGAGAGCAAAGGACGCGAAGGUCCGUUUCAUUGUGUUUAAAGUGCAUCCCGGGUCCCGAUCAACGAUCGGACGUAUAAACAAUUUAUAGUUGCUUCCUGUCACGCGUCGCCCUGUCGUUCGGGAUUCGAGUCGAGGAAAUCGGAAAGGAAAGAAAAUUCAAUAAUGAAACUCGUUCAAAGUAAAAUUGUUCCUUUCUCUUCUUAUUCAGUCCCAAUCAUGUCGAUCCGGUUUGAGUCAAGACUCGAACGCAAAUCGGCUGGAAUUGGUAGCAAGGAACAAAUUAUUGCGAUUUAAUGCUUAAGAACUGUAUAAAUCGAUCACGCUUGUAAGUCAACGAGACCGGGACGAUCGAAUCGCGGGGAUCAAAUAAAAACAGGCGCACAGAGGGCGAGGUGGGCCCGAACGGGGGUUUCGAUCUCGGAGACUCGUCUCCCUUUCUCGUUGCCCGGUCAAAGAAAGGAGAGCCCCAUAGCCGUGGCGACCGAUUAAUUCCCGACAAAGGGGACGCGUAUCGCGUAGCCCUCGACCGGCCCCUCUGAAACCCACCUUUGCCCUUGCCGGCAAGGGUGCCUCUGCCUCCCUCGCCCUGAUGGUCGGGGCCUUCGCCGGCAAACGCUCCAAUACGAAACGGAGGGUGGAUACCAUGGACGGUAUAUAACUGUGGGGCGAACUUUGUCGAAAUGAACAGUCACCCUCGAGGCUUCGUACCCUCGACGUGUCCUCAUUCACGACUGGACUUUGUCGUCUAGUGUUCACAAGCGUUCGCCAGUGCAUGGGUGCAUCGGUCUUUCAGCAUCUUUGAGUGACUUUGCGUAAGACCGAAAUGUGCGAAAAGAGGAGUUUAGCAUUCUUCAGGCCAUGGAGCGCCGCCGACUCGAUCGAAGGAAAUGAAGUAGCGAACAUGCGAGAAGACGAAACGAGCGAUACGAGAAUACCCAUCGUCGAGCACGAGGAAGAUGGUCACGGUUCAGCAUCGGUCUCCACGUGCGACGAGAACGGUGCUUCGGAGAACGAAGCUCCUUCGUCGCGUCGGGCCACGUGGCGACCACGCGGUAGAAGCGAGUCUUCCGCUGAGGCUGACACCGGUAGAUCCGAAUCCGUCGGCAGCGAAGAAGAUACAAAGGGCAGCGAUUCAAAUUCAUCCAGUGACUUCGCCAUUGAAUCGUCCGCUGAAACCAUGUUCGCUCGAUCGAUCGUCGAACAUACAUCGGUUCUUGGAGCCUGUCCUAUGACCAGCGGGUAUCCGGUGUUCGCUCCGACGUGUCCACUGAGCUGUCCUUCGAGGACGAUUCUGUCUGGUACAAGCGGAUUCGAAACGCUGCACGAUGGACCAUCUUUCACGCCCAUCGAGCCUCGCGUUCCUCUCGGUCCGGCCACCUCGACGUCGGGACAGUUCUAUUAUGGAUACCCGUUCGUCCGAUAUUCUUCGGGAUCGUGUUCACCAACGAUGGAGCAAGCCGUCGAGAUGCUCCACAGACAAGACGCGGUCGCGAAGCAGAUGAAGAAAUUGCGCCCGAAGAAAUUCCGAUGCGAACACUGCGACGUCGCCUUCAGCAAUAACGGCCAGCUCAAAGGACACGUUCGUAUACAUACCGGGGAGAGACCGUUUAAAUGCGACGCGGAGGGCUGCGGAAAAUCGUUCACCAGGAAUGAGGAGUUGACGAGGCACAAGAGGAUACACACAGGACUUCGACCACAUCCGUGUGUCAUCUGCGGAAAACGAUUCGGCAGAAAGGAUCACUUGAAGAAGCACAUGAGAACGCACGAGAAUCGAGAUCCUUACCGAAUGUCGGCAGUCGCGCUGGGGAUGUUGGCUCUGGGACACGCCGUACCUCGAGGCCAUCCGUUUCAUCCGUACUAUCCGAUAUGAUCGGAGGUCGCAUCGUCAAACGCGUCGAUCUUGUUAUUAGACAGUAUUUUUUAUACGCUCUCAUACAGACGGUUUUACGCGUUGUACAGAUAAAUAAUUACAGCUUUGUACAUCGCGUACGGUCAGACGUUGUACCAGACGAUCGUUGUUGCUCUGAGAAAACGGUUGUUUGUAUUUUAUAUAGGAUCGUUCGAGGGACGCUCGCCGAGACUCUGAUUCGUAAAGUAUUUUUGAUACGACCUUUUACCGAUGA